Molecule: messenger RNA, 2750 nt
Organism: Eutrema salsugineum
Lineage: Eukaryota; Viridiplantae; Streptophyta; Magnoliopsida; Brassicales; Brassicaceae
Product: probable serine/threonine-protein kinase At1g09600
Exons: 8
Coding region: 484-2541 (685 amino acids)
Biological process (GO): protein phosphorylation; positive regulation of transcription elongation by RNA polymerase II
Cellular component (GO): nucleus; cyclin-dependent protein kinase holoenzyme complex
Molecular function (GO): ATP binding; cyclin-dependent protein serine/threonine kinase activity; RNA polymerase II CTD heptapeptide repeat kinase activity
Source: RefSeq, a predicted model, not a curated record
CGAAAAUCUCUCUUCUACAAAAAAUUCUACAACCUUUCUUCCUUUUUUCUCUCUCUCUCCUCGCUUUUUCCUCUUUACUGGCCAAGUCUUACCUUUGAUUCUCUCUGAUAUCGACUUUUGUAAAAAUUCUUAAAAGUAUAUGAAGACCCAGAGUUUCGGAAUCAACAAUGGUGAUCUCAAAAUCUAAAAGAUCUCACUUUUUCUUCUUCUUCUAGGUUUUUCUCUUUGAGGUUGAUCUUAGGAUCUGGGUUUUAUGUAUUCUCCAUAAUUGGUUUCGGGAAUCAAUAAAUUUCCCUACUUAUACCUUUGUUUCUAGCUAGAUUCAUAGAAAUUUCCAAUCCGUUUUUAAAUUGCAUUGUCGAUUCGAAAAAAGCUUGAAUUUUUACUACUGUAUUGCCCCUUUAGUUCUGGAUGCUGAUGGCGAGUUUAAGUUUUAGUUCCUGACGAAGAAGAAGGAAGAAGAAGAUUCAAAUCGUACGAAAAAUGGGGUGCAUUUGCUCAAAAGGAGUAAGAACUAAUGAUGAUUACAUCGAGACUAGCCAUGUGAGUAUCGCAAAAGACAACCUUAAAACCUCCAAGAAACAAGCUUCUUCCUCGAGAAAUAACGACAGUGUAGAUCCAGAGGAAACAAGCGUUAAUGGAAACGAAGCUACAUUGAGGUUAAUACCCAGUGAUACCAAGAAUAUCUUCUCCGAUGACGAUGAGGAGGAGAAAAAGGAGAACUUUGAGAUCAAAUCUUCUGAAUCAGUGUCUCAAAAAGAAACCACUGUGGAGUUACUUGAUAAUGUAGGACCAUUGCAACCUAGAAUGAGUAGAAUUGGUAGUGUUAGGAAUGGAGACAGAACAGCUAAGGUUAUUGCUGGUUGGCCUUCUUGGUUGGUUUCAGUUGCUGGUGAAGCUCUCAAUGGAUGGAUUCCUCGUAGUGCAGAUUCAUUCGAGAAGUUGGAGAUGAUCGGGCAAGGGACGUAUAGUAAUGUGUACAGAGCCCGUGAUCUCGAAACAAACCGAAUCGUUGCACUAAAGAAGGUCCGGUUUGCUAACAUGGAUCCUGAGAGUGUGCGGUUCAUGGCGAGAGAAAUCAUCAUCCUCCGUAAGCUUAACCAUCCAAACGUUAUGAAACUCGAAGGGCUAAUCAUUUCAAGGGCUUCAGGAAGUAUGUAUCUUGUAUUUGAAUAUAUGGACCAUGAUCUCUCAGGCCUUUCUUCAACACCUGGGAUUAAGUUCUCUCAGGCACAGAUUAAAUGCUACAUGAAGCAAUUGCUGCUUGGGUUAGAACAUUGCCAUAGCUGCGGUGUGUUGCACCGUGACAUCAAGGGAUCGAAUCUUCUGCUCGACCGUAACAAUAAUCUCAAAAUUGCUGAUUUUGGUCUUUCUAACUUUUACCGGGGCCAACGAAAGGAGCCUCUAACUAGCCGUGUUGUGACGUUGUGGUACCGCCCACCUGAACUUCUUCUCGGGUCAACAAACUAUGGAGUUACGGUUGAUCUAUGGAGCACAGGUUGCAUACUUGCUGAACUCUUCACUGGAAAGCCUCUUCUCCCUGGAAGAACCGAGGUAGAACAAAUGCACAAGAUCUUUAAACUCUGUGGAUCACCUUCUGAGGAGUAUUGGAGAAGAUCAAGAUUGCGACAUGCAACUAUAUUUAAACCUCAGCAUCAGUAUAAGCGAUGUUUAGCUGAUUCAUUUAAGGAUCUUCUUCCUCCUACAGCUUUGGCUCUCCUUGAUGUUCUUCUAGCUGUAGAACCAGAAGCACGUGGAACCACUUCUUCUGCCCUCCAAAGUGAGUUCUUUACGACAAAACCUUUUCCAAGCGAGCCAUCAAGUUUACCAAGAUAUCAGCCAAGGAAAGAAUUUGAUGUCAAGCUUCGUGAAGAGGAAGCUAGACGAAGGAAAGGUACGAGCAGUAAACAGAACGAACCGAAACGAUUCUCAAGAGAAUCCAAAGCUGUACCGACCCCAAGUGCCAAUGCCGAGUUACUGGCAUCAAUACAGAAACGUCUAGGGGAGACUAACCAGACAAGCGUGAGUGAGAAGUUCAAUCCUGAGAGAGAUUCUGGCUCUGGCUUCCGGAUUGAACCACUGAAGGGAGACAAUCAUCCUAAUGGAUCAAGCCAACUGAGAACACAAAGAUCUUAUGUCCAACGUGGGGCAGCUCAAUUGUCAAGAUUCUCGAACUCAGUAGCACCUUCUAGAGAUGGAUCACAGUUUGGAAGUGUGAGAGACGCGUUAGUGAAUCAACGCUGGCUUGAAGAUGGUUCAGGGAAUUGCAAUCUAUCCCAACGGUUGCUUGAGAAACCCAAUGGUUUGAGGAAAGAUGACCAUUCAUCCUCUAGCAAAGAAUCUAUAAUGCGUUAUGAUGGUGAGAAGAGAGAUAGGAUUCAUUACUCAGGACCGUUGAUUCAAGGAGAAGGAAACUUGGAUGAAAUGUUGAAAGAACAUGAAAGACAGAUCUUGUUGGCUGUACGCCGAGCUCAAGCUGAUAAAGCUAAGAGAGACGAUAAGAGACAAGCCCGAGCCUUGCUUCCGAGUAAUGGAAGGUGAUUUUUGAGAGAUUUCUUAUUAAAGUUUUAGAUUUCUUUAGAGAAAGUGAAAUAAAAGCAAACACUUCUACCAUACUUACUCGGCCUUUUUUUUUGUUAAGACUUGUAUGGUUAAGAAGAAGGGGUUAGGACUUAGGAUCUUGUCUUGUAUAGUCAAUUGCUAACGUUUAUCUGAUUGAUUCAUUUAAAUAAUCUAAUAAAAUCUCGGUU